Australozyma saopauloensis is the source of this 1701-nucleotide messenger RNA. Its product is annotated as mRNA splicing protein. The transcript has a single exon. Gene Ontology annotation, cellular component: cytosol. Gene Ontology annotation, molecular function: nucleic acid binding; ATP binding; RNA helicase activity. Gene Ontology annotation, biological process: ribosomal large subunit assembly. The record is from RefSeq and is a predicted model, not a curated record. Bases 1 to 1701 code for a protein of 566 amino acids. Lineage: Eukaryota; Fungi; Ascomycota; Pichiomycetes; Serinales; Metschnikowiaceae.
AUGUCCAGACCCAUAUCAGUAGAAGAGCUCGUUGCUCAGGGAUUGGAGGCAAAGAAGCCCAAAUUCAUCUCAAAAGCGAAACGGGAUAGACUCAAGGCAACAAAACAGAAGCCGGCCCCUUUUAAGGUUGUGAAACCAGAGAUUAUUGGGCCUCUGAAUGAAACAUCAGAGCCCCGCAAACUUCUGCCUGUAAAGGCUCCACGUCAAGAAAAAAAUAAAGGAUUGUUUAGCUGGGAUGAUAGCGAAGAUACUUCUGGCUCUUAUCAACCUCUUGUAUUGGCCAAGCUUCGCGACGACGAUGAUGAUCUUUUAAGUAGCGAGUCACACUGGAGCACCAAGCCGUUGGAGCGCAUGAAAGCUAGAGACUGGCGGCUCUUGAAACAUGAAUUCGAUAUCAACUAUAAAGGAGAGGAUUUGGGGAACCCACUUCGGGCGUGGAAUGAGGAGCAGGCUCUUCCGAAGCGGCUUAUCAAUUUGCUACAAGACUUGAAAUACUAUGAACCCACACCGAUUCAAAGGGCAGCAAUUCCUAUUGCUUUGAGGCAUCGAGACGUUGUUGGUAUCGCAGAAACAGGUUCGGGAAAAACGCUUGCGUACCUUCUACCCAUCCUCACAUACCUUAUGAACAUCGAGGAGGAAUACAUGACUCUUGAGCACUGCCAGGAUGCCAAUUUGAAUAAGACACUCGCUUUGAUUCUAGCUCCUACUCGUGAAUUGGCUCUCCAGAUUACGAAAGAAGCAGAAAAGUUUUGCAAGUCCUUGGGAUACAAUGUUGUCACCAUCAUAGGUGGCCACCAAUACGAAGAAACUAUACAUUCCUUGAGGAAUGGAGUUCAUAUUGUUGUUGCUACUCCAGGUCGACUCAUAGAUUCUUUGGAGCGGGGAUUGAUCAGUUUAGAAAAAUGUUAUCACUUGACAAUGGAUGAAGCAGACAAGAUGAUAGAUAUGGGCUUCGAAAAGCCUUUGUCCCAGAUCCUACUGUUCAUGCCGGACACAAAGAAGCUCAAUUCAAGCAUUGAUAGUCGUAUUCUCCGUGUGUCAAAACGCUCCACUCUCAUGUUUACAGCGACAAUAUCUUCUGCGAUAGAGAAAAUCACAAAAAAUUAUUUGACAACUCCUGGCUAUGUCUUUGUGGGUGGAGCUAAUAGCCUGGUCGACAACAUCGAUCAAAAAUUUGAGUAUCUUGACAAUUCACCCCCUGACAAGCAGCUAUUUGAUGCAGAGCGCUUUAAUGAGCUCCUCAGAGUUUUGCAUUCAGAAAUCCGUGGUAACCAAUUUUCUGUUAUUAUCUUCGCUAACUUCAAGCGGGUUGUCGAGCAAUUAGCAGAGGAAUUGAGUGGCAAAGGGUUCGGUGAGGUCGCAACCAUCCAUGGUUCAAAGAGUCAGGAAGCCAGAGAAAAGGCCAUUCAAACUUUCCGUGAGAAACUGGCUUCUAUUCUCAUCGCAACUGAUGUUGCUGCCAGAGGAAUUGAUAUUCCGCAUGUUUCAAUGGUUGUAAACUACCAAAUGAGCAACAAGUUUGAAGAGUAUAUUCAUCGAGUUGGUAGAACAGGAAGAGCCGGUCACAAGGGAAAGAGUUACACCUUUAUUGACGAAGGAGAUAAAGAGACAUUUCCGGAGCUUCGGAAGUUUUUGUGGAAUGGUGGACUCAAGAUUCCCGAGUGGCUCAGUCGUACUCUGAAUUCUGGCAAAAAGCUUUGA